Messenger RNA from Fusarium subglutinans, 4440 nucleotides. Its product is annotated as Rho guanyl nucleotide exchange factor. Lineage: Eukaryota; Fungi; Ascomycota; Sordariomycetes; Hypocreales; Nectriaceae. Bases 1 to 4440 code for a protein of 1479 amino acids. Gene Ontology annotation, molecular function: guanyl-nucleotide exchange factor activity. The record is from RefSeq and is a predicted model, not a curated record. The transcript is spliced from 3 exons.
AUGGUUCGCGUUACCGAGGAGUUGGCGCUGUCGUCUGACAAUGUCACUCUAUACCACGCCGCAGAUCCAUUGCUAGGCCAUCUUCCUCUACUACUCUUCCAUGGGCCCUCGACUACCGCAAACUACACCCUCAACAGUUCUCGAGUCCAAGUCCACGUCUUCACCCCCGCCGGCUUCCAGAGCUUCCCUCGAAUCACAAUCUCGCCCAAUUCUCCAUUUUACGGUGUCGUCCACCAUCUACCCCGCGAGUUUCAGGGCGAUGAGGUCUACCGCGCUCUGGCCUUCGCCCUCUUCAAGUACUUCACAGAGCUGCCCGAUGGCGUAAAAACAUACCUCAAGAACCUGUACCCUACGCGAGGUCGACGUCCAGGCAGUGCUCCUACUCUGUUCAGCGAGCAACAUGCUGCCGAGAUUGUUAAGGACAUGGUCCAGAGCGACCACGCAGCCGACAUCAUCGAGACAUUACAAGAUGCUCUGCAGACACAACAUAUCAGCAAUGUCGACCUCGACUUGGUUCUCCCACCAGGCGGUAUCGUGCCCCUCCAAGCCGCCGACCUCGAGGACGUGCCCGACGACGAAGACGAUAUCCUCGACCCAACUUUGCGCCAGUAUGGAGGUUACACACCGCUGAUAAAGCUAUUCGGAGAGCCAGUCUUCCUGCCGACUAGUCGCUUACGAAGAGCGCCCUCCAAGCCGACCGCCUUAAAUCGAAGCAAGUCGUUUCUAAAGGAUCAAAAGGUCGAAUUGCGCAUGAAGCUGACAGAAUUGGUGGAGACCGAGGAGCGGUAUGUGGGUAAAGUGAGGGAGCUGGUGAAGCACGUCGCAGCCGAUUUUCGAGAGAGCGCCCAAGCGCGAGCUCCUGGUAGUCUGAGCCCUUCCGAGGAAGAGUUGGAGAAGCUCUUCCCCAGUUCUGCAGAUGGCAUCCUUCAGGUCAACUCUGCCUUUAUGGAGGAGAUGCGGAGGAUCAUAGAUGACACCGAAGAAGAGGCCUUGAAAGACAUGGAAACACCUACGAUGAGCUUUAUGGGUUCCAAACUGGGCCGAACAAGAGACCCAAGUGGUGCUCUACAAAUCGCCAGAUUAUUCUUGGAGUGGUUUCCAAAGUUCACAGAGUGCUAUCAGGAUUAUAUCAAGGCCAGCCAACAUUUCCCCACGUUACUCAACUCUUUCCUCGACCAGCAAUCGAGUUUCAAACAGAGGGUAGCUCAGGCUGGUGAGCAGACGAUACGCUCUAUUCUUAUUGAGCCCGUCCAAAGACUUCCUCGUUAUAGCUUGCUUAUAGAUCAGAUCGUUGGCUGUAUUCCUAUGACGCAUCCCGCCUUACAACCCAUGUUGAAGGCGCGAGACAUCAUUACAAAUAUCUGCUCAAUGGAUGACCCCUUACCCGACAAGCCUCAUGUCGCCAAUAGACUUCGAAAUAUGGUUGAAGCCUGGCCUUUGAAUCUUGAACCGCAAGGACGCCUCAUUGCAGCCGCCGAUUUCACUGAGUUGGCACCACCUUUCCAGCCAUUGCUCAACCAGUCGGAUAGAUCUGGAAUCUUCCUACUCUUUUCAGAUUGUGUGGUUAUCCUCAAGAAGAUGAGCGGGAAUAUGACAGGACGAGAGCUUCUUCGUGAGAUCGAGAAACCCUCAGCCGCCGGUCUACUUAUUUCUAUGACCAACGCAGCAGGAGGUCCAGCGGCAUAUGAGUUCGUGUUUACAGGGUGGCAUGAUAUAGCCGACGUGCGGUUUACUGAGGCAGUAGACGGAACACUAUUCUGGAUGACUUCGACGUCAGAAAUGAGAGGAGCUCACCCAGGCGAGCACCGCAUCAGUAAGGCUGUGACAUCACGAUGUUUCCUUUUACAAGAGAUGUACGAAGCCAGAGCCGCCAAGUGGGGAGAGGAUGUGGUCAAAGCGAGAGUCGAAGCUCGAUUCUCGGAAAAAGAGCGAGAAGAUCCAACCUGGACUCUACGAUCAGCGCGAAUGCCAGAUAGCAAUCUGGGACUUCACGCUGCCAUUUUCCAGGAGGGUGCCGACCAACUCAUCGAGGGCCGCAAGGAGCCUGCCCCGAUUCGAGUGGUCGUCGAUCAUGACAGGGGCACUAAAGGAGCGCCUGUAGGCCACUACGGUGUCGAGAUUGUCGUGAAUGUGACCACGAACGAUAUGAAGAAGGUUUCGAUGCUCACAGUUGGGCUGAAUGGGAGGCAGUUCCAGGACGAAGUUGCUCUGGAAGACUUCCUCCCAACAAUGUCAAGACGAGUUAUUCAACUAUUAAGCACGCAACACAGUAUCUCCAAUAUGCAAUUGACGGCACCCCUCGUUUCUUAUUACUCCAAGACACUACAUGGACUCUUACUCAACACAAGAGCGGAAAAGACCAAAUCAUUCCUGGCUUCGUCUCCUGUCAAGCUCCUCUCCAGUUUCUGGGGAGGCAGUUCUGUACAUAUCUCCGAUACUGCAAGUCUAGGCUCAAAACACAAGCAGGUGCCUUCAAUACACCGAAACAACAGCCAAGCAUCUGUUGUCAGCUCAAUAAGGGGAGGCAAGGACAGUGUAUCUCAAGAGGAAACAAGGACCGAAAACCCAUUAGUGCGCCUAGAGCAGACGUUUACUGGAUAUGUUGCUGCACUUCAGUCCCGCAAGGGUCUUAUUAUUGGUCGGACAUUGCUACAACGCUCUGUGGUCGAUGAGCUGUCUGUGAACGAACUAUAUAACAGACUGAUUGAGAGCCCGUUUGACGUCGAUGCCGCCGCCGAUCUAGGCACCGAGGUCAUAUUUGUGGCUUUCGAAAAGUUCCUUCGCAUUGCUUGGACUGAUCAAAUCGGCCCUGUCAUGUCAAUGCAUUCCCUCGAUACGCUCCAGGCGCGGGUGAAUAAGAGAGUGCCUGGAGACUUUGCGGACUUUGUUAACUUUUUGUUUGGAGACAUGGCACCACAGAAUCGUCGGGCUUUCACUGCCCUCAUCAAGCUUUUGGCCAAUCUGCUGGACGGGUGUGGCAACGAUGGUGACAGGGGAGCGUUGACACUUGCUUUUGCAGAGCUGCUCGUCUACGAUGGAACAGCUCCUAAUUAUAUCAAUCUUCUCGAUCGUCUGGUGGAAGACUGUGAUCGAAUCUUCGAAGAACCUGGUUUAAAUCACAGUUUCAACCUCGACAACUCAACAUAUGAGUCGAUCAACUCGGCGAUCCGUGGCAAGGGGUACACACCCUCGUUGGCCUCAAACACUUCAUCGCUGCGCCGCAAAUUUGGGUUCGACAAUUUGCUACGGCAAAAUAGCAGAGACGAGAGACCAUCAGUAUGGCGACAACUCAGCCGUUCAAGGUCUAUCGAUGACAACACACUGCCCAAAAAGCUGUCGAGACGCCCAGGUUCCAAGGAUCGUCCGCCCAUAGCAGGGGCGUUUGACGAAAUGCAAAGGCCUGGCAGCUCUCAUAGGUUAUUGGAGACAAUCGGUGAGCCGGAGACUGAAAAACCACUGCCACGGUCGCCCAGGAGGAAGCGGCGUAGUUCGUUAUCAGACCUCAAGAGUCUCAUGGCAGCGACUACACUCGAUGACGACGCUGAAUCACCUCAACCGCUUCAGGACGCGAAGGAAACAUCAGAAAAGGUCAACGCGAGCCCCAAGGCGACAUCUCCGUCUAGAAUACCUGUUAGUCCCGGUGUAGCGACGUUGAGAGGUUCCAAGCAGAAGGAGAAUGUUCCAGAUCCGUUUCAGCAAAUUAUGUCGCCGAAUACUUUGGCGCCCAGUCCCAUGGAACUUUCAGAAGAGCCAACACGACGCACAUCACCAGCCAAAGGUCACAGGCACUCAAGGACCCUAUCAUCAACUAAUAUCCCGACACUGCGCCCCUACCGCUCAGCGCCUCCAGGAUCUGAAUCACCACCCCGUCCAAGCUCAAGUCCAACCAGGCGAGGAACGCAGAAACUCCGAUUGCAGUCCCCGCAAAAGCUUCGAGAGCGGCUCAACACCGAGAAGCAGGCUGUCGACGACGUGGACGCUUCUCUCAGAUCUGAGCUGUCCAAAAUUGGUGAGGAAAUGGCACGAGUCAACAAUACACGACCUCCGGGCUCCCAGUCUGUCGAUAUGAGACGAGUCAGUGCUGCUGUUCGGGAGUUGGAAGACCGCAUUCCCACUGCUAUUCAGGAACUACAAGACAAGCAAAAUGCGAUCCAGCGCGAUAUGGAAACCACGGUCAAGGCAGCCGAGGCCAAGGUGCGAGCGAUUGACCAGCUAUACAAGGAGGCAGUGGCAGAGAACGAGUUACUAUAUGAGAAGUUCAACGGAGAGCUUGGCAAGAUAGUCAAGGCUCUCAAGGGCAAGGGCAAGGACGAAAAGGAAGAGCUCAUGAUGAGACUCCGCGACCAAAGCGACGAGACAGCGCGGAUGAAGAAGGAGAACGCGCGACUGAAGCGCGAGAUGGUGAGUCUCCGCGCGGCGCUGAAGGGGACGACGGAGUAG